Molecule: messenger RNA, 1102 nt
Organism: Aspergillus ibericus CBS 121593
Lineage: Eukaryota; Fungi; Ascomycota; Eurotiomycetes; Eurotiales; Aspergillaceae
Product: ferredoxin family 2Fe-2S iron-sulfur cluster binding protein
Exons: 3
Coding region: 482-1102 (206 amino acids)
Biological process (GO): P450-containing electron transport chain; positive regulation of oxidoreductase activity
Cellular component (GO): mitochondrion
Molecular function (GO): 2 iron, 2 sulfur cluster binding
Source: RefSeq, a predicted model, not a curated record
GCAAAAGAUCGCGCGCCGAACCGCCAAAGACUUGAGUGGACGAUGACGCAUCGGGAGGGGACGAGGCGUUGGCGGCAUCGAGGCCGAGCGAGGGAGGGAAAUAAUAGGGCCGGAGAGGAUUGGGCCCAUCAAGAGGGGCAGUCAUGAUGAACAAAAAAAGAGAAAGAGAGGCUAUGAGGGGGGUUUUAACAGCAACGAGGAAGAGAUGAUGGGGGGAAACGUGAGGAGGAGAAACUAGUAACGAUGGAGAGCUCGGAGAAGAAGUCGAAAAAAGAAAGCCGACGAAUGACGACCGCCGAAUUUCCCGCCGCCGUCGGCCUCGUCUUUUUUUCCCGCCCCAGGAUUCGCUCUCGCCUCGUCUUUCUGCCUCGUCGCGCCCUCUCCACUCUGCUGCACUGCUCGUCUUCCCCUCCGCAGUGUCUUUAUCCUUCCCUGUUCUCCCUCCCCUCGUCUUCUCGGUCUGUUCCGAUUAUCCCCCGCCAUGUCGUUCUGGAAGGAAGCCUGUUUGAACCUGCGUCAUGCCCUUCCCAAGACCGGGGAAAGCAUCUGUCGCUCCCAGUCCAAGCGAUUCCUCUCCUCUUCUUCUCCGGCCCAGUCAUCCCGCUUUCUCGGCUCUAGCAGACUUUCGAUCAAUGCCCGGAGAAGCUUCCUGAACCAGCCGUCGUGGUCCGCUCCCUCGGGGCGCCGCAGCUUCUCCGUUACGGCCGCUGCUCAGCAUGGCCAUAUCACGCCGCCCAAGCCGGGCGAGGAGAUCAAUGUGACCUUCAUCGAUAAGGACGGCGUGAAGAUUGAUCUGCAAGUCUCCGAGGGCGACAACCUGCUGGACAUUGCACAGGCAAACGACAUCGAAAUGGAGGGUGCCUGUGGCGGUUCAUGCGCCUGCUCCACGUGCCACGUGAUAGUCGAGGAGCCGGACAUGUUCGACAAGAUGGAAGAGCCAUCGGACGACGAGAACGACAUGUUGGACCUUGCAUUCGGUCUGACGGAGACCUCCCGCCUGGGAUGUCAAGUGGUGAUGAGCAAGGACCUCGAUGGCCUCGUGGUCCGGCUGCCGUCCAUGACUCGGAACCUGCAGGCAAGCGAUUUCGAGCCGAAGAAAUGA